AUGCAGAAGAUCCAAAAGGCCGAGCCCAGUGCCUUGAUCUCUCCAAGCCUCCUGUUGGGGGACGACCUGGAAUGCCUGUACCAGCAACUGCGGGACACCAGUCUACAGGACAGGGAGCCACUUGGCUCUCCCAGCCUCUCCUUCUGCACGUAUGAGCAGCCCACAGCCUUUGAGGAGCUGGCUCAGCAGGCUGCAGUCGGCCCAGGCCCGGAAGCUGGCUGGAGCGGCCGAGGGGGUCUGUUCUUCGAGGACUCAGCGCCACCCAGUGGCUUCUUCCCGUACUACCGUUCCCAGGAAGAGCACUUGCCCAGUGCCACCGUGCCUCAAGGCUGCUGCUGGUGUCUGGCCUCUAGAGACCUCUUUCCAGGAAGUGAGACACAAGAUGGCUGCCACAAAGUGACAGCCAGAGAUGGAUGCCUUUCCCCCUUGGCAGGGCCAGACCUCAUCUCUGGGUUUUCACCCUCACCACCCUGCUGCUGCUGCUUGGAAGGUCUCGCCUGUGAUGACAAUCAGGAUCCCGCUCUCGCUAGGCACCCCGUUCUUGGUGCCUCGGGAUAUGUACCAUACUACAGAAGCCCCGAAGAGAGGCUUCACACCAGUCCCGUGCUUCCCUCCUCGGUGCUGGGGAGCGCACGAGAGUGA
This is a messenger RNA of Rattus rattus (black rat), 642 nucleotides long. RefSeq lists its product as uncharacterized. The record is from RefSeq and is a predicted model, not a curated record. NCBI's taxonomy places the organism in Eukaryota, Metazoa, Chordata, Mammalia, Rodentia, Muridae. Bases 1 to 642 code for a protein of 213 amino acids. The transcript is spliced from 2 exons.